UAAGAAUCUGAGUGAACUAAAGUGAACUAGAAGUUCACAAGAUUCCCUUAUCUUUACAUUGAACAAAAAACUUAAAUUUAUCUUUUGUUAAUCAGUGCUAAGAAAGAAUGGUGUUAUAGAAUAGCUGAAUCCCGGGUGGUGUGUAUGUGCUAGUUCCUAAUGAGUGCUCCCAUUAAUGUUGAAACAAAUUCCUCAAGAACGUCAGUUUUCUGGAUAUUAUUUGAAGAGAAUAUUUUCAGUGGAUUGAUUGUACUAAGUAAUUGUUGGAAACCCAACCUUUUUUUAAACUUCAUAGUUUUCAUCUUGCCAAAAAUUUUUUUUCUAGAACAAAUUCUGUACAACAUAAAACAAGAGUAUAAACGCAUGCAGAAGAGAAGACAUUUAGAAACUAGUUUCCAACAGACAGAUCCAUGUUGUACUUCUGAGGCACAACCACAUGCAUUUCUCCUCAGUGGACCAGCUUCACCAGGGACUUCCUCUGCAACAUCCUCACCAUUAAAAAAAGAACAGCCCUUAUUCACUCUACGGCAGGUUGGGAUGAUCUGUGAACGUUUGUUGAAAGAACGUGAAGAGAAAGUUCGAGAAGAGUAUGAAGAAAUACUGAACACAAAACUUGCAGAACAAUAUGAUGCAUUUGUGAAGUUUACGCAUGAUCAAAUAAUGCGACGAUAUGGAGAACAGCCUGCUAGCUAUGUUUCAUGAAUCACGUUUUCUGCAUUUGUGGGCUGCCUUGUUCCUUGUUGAGUUGUUGCAAGAGGUCCUAAUUAUGACAUGCAGCAAUGCCAAUACCCCCCUGUGAAUACAGGUUAUUUCAAGCUUUCGUCAGUGGCAACCACUCUUAGGCAGCAACUGGUUUUGGAAAUUUCCCUGAUGUCAGUACCAUCUGGAUGUGGACCUUUGCUACCUGUAUUAAUGCCAGUGGCCUCAUUUGCUGUAUCAUUACAAUUUGGCUUCUUAUAUUAAUAUGUUUGAAAAGGAUUAAAGCUGGUAUUCUAAGAACAUGCCCUUCACUGGUUGUGUAAAUAAAACUGUAGAAUUGACACUUCA
This is a messenger RNA of Leptonychotes weddellii (Weddell seal), 1047 nucleotides long. NCBI's taxonomy places the organism in Eukaryota, Metazoa, Chordata, Mammalia, Carnivora, Phocidae. The record is from RefSeq and is a predicted model, not a curated record.